Messenger RNA from Neomonachus schauinslandi (Hawaiian monk seal), 1629 nucleotides. It is a transcript of the gene QKI, whose product is annotated as QKI, KH domain containing RNA binding. The coding region runs from base 81 to 971 and encodes 296 amino acids. Gene Ontology annotation, molecular function: mRNA binding. Lineage: Eukaryota; Metazoa; Chordata; Mammalia; Carnivora; Phocidae. The record is from RefSeq and is a predicted model, not a curated record. Gene Ontology annotation, cellular component: nucleus. Gene Ontology annotation, biological process: regulation of mRNA splicing, via spliceosome. The transcript is spliced from 8 exons.
UAAAGAAGACUCCCAGGAGCUUUUGUUGUCAAGAAAGUCAUAGGAACAACUUUAAAAAAAUUAGCAGAGUACGGAAAGACAUGUACAAUGACACAUUAAAUGGCAGUACAGAGAAAAGGAGUGCAGAAUUGCCUGAUGCUGUGGGACCUAUUGUUCAGUUACAAGAGAAACUCUAUGUGCCUGUAAAAGAAUAUCCAGAUUUUAAUUUUGUUGGGAGAAUCCUUGGACCUAGAGGACUUACUGCUAAACAGCUUGAAGCAGAAACAGGAUGUAAAAUAAUGGUCCGAGGCAAAGGCUCGAUGAGGGAUAAAAAGAAGGAGGAGCAGAACAGAGGCAAGCCUAAUUGGGAGCAUCUCAAUGAAGAUUUACAUGUACUGAUCACUGUGGAAGAUGCUCAAAACAGAGCAGAGAUCAAACUGAAGAGAGCCGUUGAGGAAGUGAAGAAAUUACUGGUACCUGCAGCAGAGGGAGAAGACAGCCUGAAGAAGAUGCAGCUGAUGGAGCUUGCAAUUCUGAAUGGCACCUACAGAGAUGCCAACAUUAAAUCACCAGCCCUUGCCUUUUCUCUUGCAGCAACAGCCCAGGCUGCUCCACGGAUUAUCACUGGGCCUGCGCCUGUUCUCCCACCAGCUGCCCUGCGUACCCCUACGCCAGCUGGCCCUACCAUAAUGCCUUUGAUCAGACAGAUACAGACCGCUGUCAUGCCAAACGGAACUCCUCACCCGACUGCUGCAAUAGUUCCUCCGGGGCCCGAAGCUGGUUUGAUCUACACACCCUAUGAGUACCCCUACACGUUGGCACCAGCUACAUCAAUCCUUGAGUAUCCUAUUGAACCUAGUGGUGUAUUAGGUGCGGUGGCUACUAAAGUUCGAAGGCACGAUAUGCGUGUCCAUCCUUACCAAAGGAUUGUGACCGCAGACCGAGUCACAAUGGCAACAGUACAGAAAAUUCUGUCAAACCUCAGAAUAUAGUAGAAAUAAUUAAGCUGUUGAAUGAGUCUUAAAAAUCAUACUACUGUUAAGUGGACCAAGUUUGGUGAAGCAGAAUGUGACAGAGGUUGAUUUAUAAGGAAGGAACAACUCGAGGACACUGGGGACGAUAACUUUCCACUUGAGAACUACUUUAUGUUUUACUGUAAUUUUUUAAUUUUUUUUGUUCUGUUUGUUGUUUUGCAAAAGAAAAUAGUAUUUACAGGUGGCUUCUUUUAAAAUAUAAAAUAUAAAGCAGGAAUGUAUAUGAAAUGUCAGAUUUUAUUGUAUUUGCAGAGUAUUAGCUUUGAAAUUGAAUAAAGAAAGCUGUUUGUAGUUUUAAAAUGCCUUAUUGGUAUCAAUUAGAAAUUUCUUCUAUUUUUUGAUGUACUUAGAGCUUUUUGAGUAUAGAAUUUUAAAUGGCAGGAUUUUACAGUGUUUACAUGCAAGUGCAUUUUAUAAGUGUUCUAUAUGUGUAAAAUAGUAUUUUCAACUGGAAAGUGUUGGCCAGCGCAAAAGGCCUGGCCUUUUUCUGGUUCCCAUGAUGUUGCCUACACUGCUAGACUACAGUUUAGUAUUGCUUUGUAUCAUAAGGCCAAGAAAUUCCAUGUUGUUUGUAAAUAGAAUAAUUGAAAAAGCAAUAAACAUUUAUUGAACAAAA